Molecule: messenger RNA, 2555 nt
Organism: Malus domestica (apple)
Lineage: Eukaryota; Viridiplantae; Streptophyta; Magnoliopsida; Rosales; Rosaceae
Product: myosin-binding protein 7
Source: RefSeq, a predicted model, not a curated record
GAGAGGUUGGAGUUGGACAAAAGCUGCCUCCGUCCCCCAAACAAACAAACAGAACCAGGCAGGUCCUCAAUGAGAAAUUCCAAUCAAACCGUCCGUCUCUCUCUCUCUUCAAACGACAUCACGAAAUUCGAGACGAGUAAAAAACAAAGAGGGCAAAAAAAAUUUAAAUAACAAAAAAUCUAGGGUUUGCUUAAUUUUCUCUCUCUUUCUCUUCGAUUUUCUUUCCCUCCAAACAGCCCCGGGAGCGCGGGUGGGGGCGAAAAAAUCAUUUUUUACAGCUCGGCUUUUUUUCGUUUUCAUUUUUAUUUUCCUGUUUUUGGUCCUUCGUUCCUCUUCAGAUCCUAAGUUUUCUCGGGAAAAAACUUUUUUCCGGGAGAAUUUGGCCUGCACCUCCUGCUCUCCGCGACUUUCAACGGUUUUUUGUUCUUCAAGCUCGUCCAAGGAGUUUUAUGUGUGGAUUGUUGAUCUGAGAGGGACGAUAGCUCGUAAUCGGAGUGCAGGAAGGGAGGGAAAAUUGUUGAAGUUCUUGGAUUCAUUGAGAGAGGAUUUGGGAGCUCCAGGAUAAGAUUUUUGAUAUUUAGAUGGUUGGUUUGUUCAAAUAGUCGAAUUUACGGUCGCUGAUCUUGAAUUGGUUGAAUUUUGGAUGCACGUUGCUCUAUGGAUUCAGAACCAUUUCCAUCCUCAAGGCCGACGGUGAAAUGUUGUAAUUGUGAAUGUAGUUGUUCGUUGGUGAGUGUUUCUUCAGGGGGGACUUGGCUUCGGUCUGUUAAGAGAAAGUAUGGCGAGUUUGAGGAUGGUAACCGUUUCUUUAUACCCGGGAUUGAACUUUAUUAUAAUGCACGAGUCCAAAUGGAGAACGAAUGUGUUGCACUACGCGAGACGCUCAGUAGCCAGCAGAACACGAUACAAGAUUUGUAUACUGAGCUGGACGAGGAGAGGAAUGCUUCAUCAUCCGCUGCCAAUGAGGCUAUGUCAAUGAUAUUGAGGUUGCAGGGGGAGAAGGCUGAAAUACAGAUGGAGGCCCGGCAAUUCAAGAGUUUCGUUGAGGAGAAGAUGGCACAUGACCAGCAGGAGCUUUUGGCACUGGAAGAUUUUCUGUAUAAGAGAGAACAGGCGAUUCAGGCACUCACGUGUGAAGUGCAGGCCUAUAAGCAUAGAAUGAUGAGUUAUGGGCUCACGGAGUCUGAGGCAGAAGGUGAGAAUGGUUCCUUUAGCCGUAUCCAGAGUGUGGGUGACUUUGAAGCCCAGUAUGAACUUCCAACAACGCCCACAUAUGAAUACCCACCUUUGAAAUGUAAAAUAAAUGAGACCCAAGGUGCGUUGGAGUGUGAUGAUGAUGCAGAUGUUGAGAAAUAUGCAUUUGGUGAGACCCCUCGUGGGAGAGAGCAUUUGAGAAAUUUGGAAAGCAGGCUCCAUCAGAUGGAGAGGAGUCCGAGUGGCAGUUCGAUGGGAGGGGAUUUUUCAGGUUCCAAGAACAUUUUUGAAAAGGUGGUGGUUGGCCAUUCUCCUCGGCGGUCAAGACAUUCCGGAAGACUUUCAAGUGACUCACCUAUGUAUACGGUUAAAGAAACUGGUCCAGAUUUUGCUGAAUCUCCUAGAUAUAACAGCAGCUUCAGGAAGGCAGACUAUGUCUCACAGUCUGAGGACUACCCAAAUACAAGAAAGUUUGAUAAUAUAUCAGAAGUUGGAGAUGACACGAGUGAUAGAAUUUAUACCAUUGACUCUGUUCAUAACGGAGCACCUUACAAUGGUUAUACAGAAGCCAAAUCUGGAGUAACUCCGAGGGGACUUACUGGGCCUGAUUUUGAGGAUCCUGAUGUCAUGAAGCUCUAUAUGAGGCUUCAGGCACUUGAGGCUGACAGGGAGUCAAUGAGGCAGGCAAUGCUUUCUAUGCGAACAGAUAAAGCUCAACUGGUAUUGCUUAAAGAAAUAGCUCAACAUUUGUGUAAAGAUAUGUCACCGGAGAAACAAAUGAUUGUGAAGAAGCCAUCUCCCGUUAGAAGCUUUUCUUUCAUUUCUGUUUUUAAGUGGAUCAUGUCCUUUGUUUUCUGGAGAAGGAGGGCACGCCGAAGCAAGCAUAUGUUUGGGCUAUCAGCCAAUGUGGGUUUGCUUAUGCUUCUAGACAAGGGUCCCCAUGUAAGGCAGUGGAGAUGUCUUACAAGUACACAAGUGUAAAACCAGUUAGCAAACAUCCGUCAUAUCCAUAUCGAAAGCUAUGCUCACAUGUGGACACACGUACCAAAGGGCAUUUUAAAUGACACUUCUACAAGUAGGUUCGGCAUUCUUUUCCUGGCUUGGUUGGUUGUGCUGCUGAAUUUGGGUUUAUGUGCAGAGUGUUGUUUUGAUUCAAUUUUUCUUUUCCUGGGGGUUUGAGUGUAAUUUUCUGGCUGACCGACGAACCAUGGCGAUGAUUUGAGCGUGCUUGCUCUCAUGUAUGGUUCCUUGGAAUUCAGCUCAAAGCUGUGUCAUUUGACAGUCCUCUCCUGUACAUUGCAGAUGAUUGUAUGAUUGAUUUCCAAUUCAAAAUAUGCAAAAGGCCAAUUCUUUCAGCCCUA